Messenger RNA from Acanthopagrus latus (yellowfin seabream), 4076 nucleotides. It is a transcript of the gene col6a2, whose product is annotated as collagen, type VI, alpha 2. The record is from RefSeq and is a predicted model, not a curated record. The coding region runs from base 227 to 3262 and encodes 1011 amino acids. The transcript has 32 exons. NCBI's taxonomy places the organism in Eukaryota, Metazoa, Chordata, Actinopteri, Spariformes, Sparidae.
CAGAGCUUGUCGCUGGGGCUGGACCGGGACAGGAGGGCGAACGGACGGCUCUUCUGCGGGAAGUAAACGCGCAUCCAGGGCUUUACUUGCCGUUUUUCUCUUCCCAUAUCCCCCCUUUUUCUUUCUCGGCUUCCCCUCCUGCUGAGAUGAGGAGAUAGUCAACAGAGGAUCAGCUGCUCACCGCGUUUUCAAGUUGUUGGAAGAGUUCGGACAGGAGAAGAGGAAGAUGCUGGGGUUAGAGGUCUUCGUGAUCUGUCUUCUUUUUGGAGCCCUGACUCACGGCCAGACAACAGAGUGCUCGAAGAAGAAUGAAUGUCCCAUAGACCUGUACUUCACCAUCGACACAUCCGAGACCAUCGCCCUGCAGGAGCCUCCACCUGGAUCACUGGUGGAGAGCAUCAAGAAAUUCACUACGCAGUUUGUCAACGAAUUACGAGAUGAAGAAAUCAGAGGUGCUGUGCGGAUCAACUGGAACAUCGGUGGGCUGCACUUCUCCCAGGAACAGAGGGUGUUCAGUGCCAUCGCACCCAGGGCUGAUUUCAUUGCUCGUGUCAAUGGAAUCCGUUACCUGGGUAAGGGCACCUACAUCGACUGCGCCCUCACCAACAUGACCCACGAAAUGCUGCGCACAGCCUCAAACCCCAAGGCUCUCCGAUUUGCUGUGGUCAUCACUGACGGCCACGUGACUGGAAACCCGUGCGGGGGCAUCAAAGUGGCGGCAGAAAGGGCUCGCGACGAGGGCAUCCGGAUGUUUGUGGUGGCCGCAUCGAAAAACGUUGAAGAGACAGGGCUGAGGGAGAUCGCCAACUCUCCAGCGACGGUCUACAGGCGGGACUUCAUGGCUGUGGACCUGAGCCAGGGCAGAGCCAUCAUACACGAUGAGACCAUUAAACGCAUCAUCUCGACGAUGAAACAUUUGGCGUACACAGAGUGUUACAGCGUUUCCUGUCUGGAGACACCAGGGCCUCCCGGUCCUAAAGGCCACAGAGGACAAAAAGGAGCUAAAGGAGACAACGGUGAUCCAGGUCUCAAAGGAGAAAGAGGUCGCCCAGGAGACCCUGGUAUUGAGGGUCCCAUCGGUCAGCCCGGUAUCAAAGGAGAACCAGGUCUUAAAGGCGAGAAGGGAGAGCUUGGAGCUCAGGGAAAAAAGGGAGUGGCUGGCAUCCCAGGACGCAAUGGAACAGAUGGACAGAAGGGUAAAAUUGGACGGAUCGGCACUCCCGGCUGCAAAGGAGACCCAGGCGACAGAGGUCCUGAUGGUCACACCGGAGAUGUCGGUGAACGCGGUCCUCCUGGAACUGAUGGAGAGAAGGGGGAUGCCGGCCGCCCUGGAAGAGCUGGUCCCUCUGGCCCAUCUGGAGAUUCUGGACCCAAGGGAGAGAGAGGAAGUCCUGGAUCACCUGGCAUCCCAGGACAGAAAGGAACCCCGGGAACCCCUGGAUCUCCAGGAGGCAGAGGAGAGCCGGGGAGAAGAGGAGACUAUGGGCAGAAGGGUACUCAAGGGCCGGAUGGACCUAAAGGAGAGAAGGGUGAAAUGGGAUCAGAGGGCUUGAGAGGACUUGCAGGAGAAUCAGGAAACAAAGGAACAAAAGGAGACAAUGGCCUGCCAGGUCCCAGGGGACCUCCAGGGGCAUCAGGAGAGCCUGGGAAAAAUGGAACCAGAGGUGACCCCGGUGAUGCUGGACCAAGAGGAGAAUCUGGACCGCUUGGACCAAAGGGAGACCCCGGAAGACCUGGCUUCAGCUAUCCUGGGCCAAGAGGAUCAUCGGGUGAGAGAGGAGAUAAGGGCAACCGUGGACCUCGUGGCAGCAGGGGAGACUGCGGUCAGAAGGGUGCUCCUGGAGAUAAAGGAACUCCAGGAGAUCCAGGCGAGCCAGGACCUCAGGGUGAACCUGGCCUAAGAGGGCCAAGAGGAGAGGGUGGGCGUGAUGGAGAUCCUGGACCUGAGGGAGACCCUGGCCUGACUGAAUGUGAUGUCAUGAACUACAUCAGGGAAACGUGUGGCUGCUGUGACUGUGAGAAGCGCUGUGGACCCCUGGACAUUGUGUUUGUGAUUGACAGCUCAGAGUCUGUGGGUCUGACUAACUUCACCCUGGAGAAGAAUUUUGUCAUCAAUACCAUCAACAGACUGGGAUCCCUUGCCAAAGACCCUCAGGCAGUUACAGGCACAAGAGUGGGAGUUGUUCAGUACAGUCACAGUGGAACGUUCCAGGCCAUCCGACUUGAUGACCCCAAGAUUGAUUCGCUGUCUGCUUUCAAGGAUGCAGUGAAGCGAUUGGAGUGGAUCGCUGGCGGAACAUGGACUCCCUCUGCUCUGAAGUAUGCCUAUGACAACCUGAUUAAGGACAGCCGCAGAGCCAAAGCCAACGUCACUGUAGUUGUCAUCACUGAUGGACGCUUCGACCCCAGAGAUGACGACUCGCUGCUCACCUACCUCUGCACUGAUCCCAGUGUUGACGUGAGCGCCAUCGGUAUCGGAGACAUGUUCGACCAGAUCGAGGAGAACGAGAGUCUGAAGAGCAUCGCCUGCCAGAGGGACGGCAGGGUGCUGGGCAUGAGGCGCUUUGCAGACCUGGUGGCUGAGGAGUUCAUCGACAAGAUUGAGACCGUGCUCUGCCCAGAUCCAGUCAUCAUAUGCCCAGAAUUACCUUGUAAAUCAGAGCCUGCCGUGGCUAGCUGUGUUCAACGGCCAGUGGAUGUGGUGUUCAUGUUGGAUGGUUCCGAGAGGAUGGGCCUGGAGAACCACCGCAGAGCCAAAGAGUUCAUCGAGAACAUAGCUCGCCGCCUCACCCUGGCCAGCGGCCAGGCAGACGAAAGGAAUGCCCGCUUUGCUCUGUUGCAGUAUGGCAGCCCUACAGAACAGAGGGUGGCGUUCCCACUUACACACAAUUUAACAGUGAUCUCUGAUUCGCUGGCGGCGGUGAACUACAUGGACUCCUCCUCUGCUCUGGGAAGCGCCAUCAUCUACGCUGUCAACAAUGUGGUGACAUCAGGGGGAAGCCGCUUGGCCCGUCGCAACGCUGAGCUGGCCUUUGUGUUCAUCACUGACGGCAUCACAUCCAGCGAGCAGCUGGAUGAAGGCGUCAGCGCCAUGAGGCGAGCAGAAGGCGUUCCCACGGUGAUCGCCAUAGGAACAGACACGGAUGAGGAGGUGCUGCGUAAGGUGGCGCUGGGGGACAUGUCGGCCAUCUUUAGAGGAGCUGACUACUCCAUGCUGAAUAAGGCCGCAUUCUUCGAGCGCUUUGUCCGCUGGAUAUGCUAGUGAGGAACUCUGUACACCAUAGAAUUAGAAUCCACAAAAUGCAGGAAGGGCCAGCUCCUCCACUGUACACGUAAACGCACACAGACGCAUCAACAAGCCUCUGUGAUCAUUAUCAUUACUGGAUGUAAGGCACUGACACGGCUACCAAUCCAGUUGUUGUAGGUGAAGAUUUAUUUACGAAAGCAAAAAAAAAAACAAUCCAUGUAGGCCCAACUGACACACACAUAGGAACACAUAGGAAUGCUAUAUGAUUUGUAACUUGGUCGUUCUAGUCAUUCUAAAUCUAUGGUCGGCGCUUCCAACCAAAGACACUCAGUAGUAUCCCAGAGGUGAGGUGUAUGAUUAUUGAAUGUGUAUGGAAAAAAAAUUGUAGGCUUUAUUUUGUGUUUAUUUGUACUGAUUCUCAGUUUGCAGAAAAAAAAGUUCUCUCUCUCUCUCUCUCUCUCUCUCUCUCUCUCUCUCUCUCUCUCUCUCUCUCUCUCGCUCGCUCUCUCUUCACAAAGUCAGUAUUUACAUUAAAGGUGCUAAAGUAGAAAUAAAGAACAAAGCCAUCUGAGUGGUUCUGAAGACUUUUCUUACAUCAUGUUAUGCUGUAAUUAUUGUAGUUUGUUCAGGGGAUGAAAAACAUGUAGACAUAUCUUAUCCAGGGAGAACAAGAAAAAAUCACACAUAGAUGCCCCACACACAGCCACACUCGAGUCUGACACGCAUGAGCACAGGCAAACGCCAUCGUUUUACACACUGACAGGCAAACAUGGAAAGAGACCAAUCUGUAAACAUGAAGUCCAAAUAAAACCUGAUGUGGUGACCCCAA